ACUUUGGUUAUGCCUCAAAUGGGAUCCUUAAAAUCGGCUAUCUUUGCACUCUCCCUCUCAAUUUCUUGAGCUCAUUUGAACAACUACUGAAAUAGAGUAAUUUUUUUUUCGAAAACUAUAACUUUAGUUAUUUAUGAAAUUUCUCUCUUUUUUUUUUUCCACCAUUAACAGAUGUAUCAAUUGGCUGAGCAGUUAGCUUAUUUCUUUCCUCUUUUUUCAAAUUCAAAGUAACAACAACCGAAAUACAUUAUGCAUUUUUGCAAAUUUCUAUUUCCAAUACCUUUGCAAAACUCUACUAAAACUUUCACUUCAUCUCUUUCCCUCUUCUCCACCUUCCUUUCACCCUCUGUACAUCAACCCAACGAGUUCUAUUUAACUCAUCAACAACUACCACAACAAACCUCUCAAGUAUAUGAAUUUGACAGCGUUCAGUACCGGAGCUUUAUCGACAGAGCAUACUGGACUAAACGAAUUCACAAGCUUUGUGCUAUUGACGCCAAUGUAGACGAAGCUCUUCGACUCCUCGACGAGCUUCGACUGCAGGGUUAUCACCCUGACUCUCUCAAUCUCAGCAGCAUUGUUCACGCUCUCUGUGAUGCACGUCGAUUUUCCGAAGCCCACCAGCGGUUCCUUCUCGCUGUUUCUUCUCAUUCAACUGUCCCUGAUGAGCGAACCUGCAAUGUACUUAUUGCCCGGUUGCUUCGCGGAGGUACCCCGGAGGAAACUCUGCGUGUGAUUUCAGCUUUGUUCUGCCAGAAGCCCCAGUUUGUGCCGUCUUUAAUGAAUUACAAUCGUUUGAUUCAUCAGUUUUGUGGUUUUGGAAGAACUAGAGAUGCACAUCAGCUGUUUGUUGAUAUGCGAAAGAGAGGGCAUGCUCCUAAUGUUGUUUCGUAUACUACUUUGAUCGAUGGGUAUUGCGGGGUUGGCGUGGUUCGGGAAGCUGAGAAGCUGUUUGAUGAAAUGUCUGAGUGCGGAGUGAUAGCUAAUGCGCUAACUUAUAGUGCUUUGAUUCGGGGGGUUCUUCGAAAGAGGGAUAUUGAACAUGGGAAACAACUGAUUGGGAAGCUUUGGAGCGUGAUGCUCGCUGAGGAGGAUGAGCUUGUUAACAAUGCUGCGUUCUGCAAUGUGAUCAAUUGCUUGUGUAGGGAAGGGUUGUUCCAUGAAGUGUUUAAUAUUGCUGAAGAUAUGCCUCAGGGUAAAAGUGUGGCUGGUGGUUUUGUAUAUGCGCAAAUGAUAGAUUCUCUUUGUCAAUUUGGGAGGUAUAAUGGGUCUGCUAGGAUAGUUUAUAUGAUGAGAAAACGAGGGUUCAAUCCAAGCUUAGUGGCCUAUAAUGCAAUUGUACAUGGUCUCGUCAAAGAAGGCGAUUGUUUCAGGGCAUAUCAGUUGUUGGAGGAAGGGAUUCAAUUUGGCUACUUGCCGUCAGAAUUUACGUACAAGUUAUUGGUAGAGAGUUUGUGUCAUGUAAAUGAUCUUGUUAAGGCCAAGGAAGUUGUCAAUGUGAUGUUAAAUAAGAACGGCGUUGACAGAAGAAGGAUUUAUAAUAUAUAUCUCAGAGCUCUUUGUGCUGUUGACAACCCAACUGAGCUUUUAAAUGUCCUUGUCACCAUGCUUCAAACUCAAUGUCAGCCAGAUGUGAUCACUCUGAAUACUGUUAUUAAUGGCUUCUGCAAAAUGGGGAGAAUUGAGGAGGCUCAAAAAGUUUUCAAAGAUAUGAUGAUGGGGAAGUUUUGUGCCCCUGAUGGUGUGACGUUCACAACUGUUAUUAGUGGGUUUUUAAAACUCGGGAAGGUUGAAGAAGCUCUUGAGUUAUUGCAUAGAGUUAUGCCUGAAAGCGGUUUAAAUCCCAACAUCGUAACAUAUAAUGCAGUUAUCCAGGGGUUAUCCAAGUUACAUCGGAUAGAUGAAGCUAUGGAGGUCUUCCGCAGCAUGGUAAGUUGUGGCAUUGGUGUUGAUUGCAUGACGUAUACUAUUAUUAUUGAUGGAUUGUUUGAAUCUGACAAAGUUGAUGAAGCGAAAAGGUUCUGGAACGAUGUUGUUUGGCCCUCAGGAGUUCAUGACAGUUACUUGUAUGCAGCCAUUCUCAAGGGGCUUUGUCGCUCUGGCAAAUUGCACGACGCUUGUGAUUUCUUAUAUGAAUUAGUAGAUUGUGGGGUUACUCUUUGUGUCGUCAAUUACAACAUUGUCAUUAAUGGUGCCUGCACGUUGGGCUGGAAGAGAGAAGCUUAUCAGAUUCUUGGUGAAAUGAGAAAGAAUGGACUAGAACCUGAUUCUGUAACUUGGAGAAUUCUGGAUAAAUUACAUGGUAAUGUGGAAAAACAGUUCUGCGAGGAUUUGACGUGUAAUCAACAGUUCUCUCAUUUGUCAUAGAAUGAACCCUUUUAAACUGCCGUCUCUGGAGUUCUUAUCUUUUCAUGAUAAUAGGAUGUCUUUGAUAGUAAAAGCAGUAUUGGGUCUGGUGAAAUGAGAUAUUGCUUCUGCUAAAUAUCUAACCCUGUAAAUAUGGAAGGAGGGAGCAUUGGAUGCCGACCAGUUAUACAAAAUCCAAAUUGAUUAACAGGAGAUUCAUAAUUUACAAGGAGCGAGGUAAAAUAACAACAUCAACAACAACAUAACUAUGAACAAGUCAGAGAGGUAUUGGGAAGGUGGUUUUGUUACUGCCUUGCUGAAUGCAUCACCCUUCAAUAUCUUAUAUAUGGAUAUUCAAUUGUAUAGAGAGCUAUCAUUCUUCCCACGUUGGAUCUGUAGAUUUUUCAUGACAAUACAUUUGACUUUAUACGGACGAAGAUAGUAUGCUCCAAGUAGAUAUACCAUGAAACUUCUCUUACAUUCCUUAGAUAAAAUAGAGAGGUUUGCACCGAGACUACGAUUGCUCAUCCUUUUCAUUAGAGCUUGCACCUGAGACUUUGUUCCCUCGCUUACUUUCUGAUUUUGUUUUCAUUUUUAUUCUGUCAAAUGGUUAAGUUAUUCAUGUAUUCAUAUAUUUUCUGUUGUACCAUAUGUAAAAUCCAGAUGUUAUGUUCUUUGGAAAGAUUUCAUGUAUGCUGCAUAUAAACGUGGUUCAUGAAGCCAUCUUCAAGACAUACUUUCUGAAUGGCUACUUCCCUAGAGAUGAUACAUAGACGAUAAUGUAUCAACUGAACGGUUUGGUUCUUUGAGUUUGUCGAAAGUGACCAUUUUGGGUCUCCAUCAAAUAUUUAUCAAAGUCUUGAUUGUUUAAUUUAAAAUUGAAACUGUGAAGUUAUAUUUCUAUUUCUUUUUUCUAUUUUCUAUUUCUUUUCUAUUAUAUAGAAACUUGGGUUUCUACAUGGUUGCUUAUAUGUCAAAAUUUUUUUAUACUAAGGGAUAUUUUGGUCAUUUAACAACUAUAUAAUACAAGGAAAUUGGUAUAGCCCAUUACAUACGUGGCUUCAUCUUGUAACCAGUUAAGACGUGUCAUUAUAUAGAUAUAGAUCUCUAGAGAGAAAAGUAUCUCGAAGGAUCUCUCUCCCUCUUUUCCUCUAUCUUCUCUCUGUCAAAAUCAAACAAAAGAAGCAAGAAAAAGUUUUGUUUUCGCUUUAUUCUGGGUUUAUUGUUGUUGAAUCAGGUAAAAUUUUCUGAUUUUUAAUGGAAGGAAAAAAGAGCUAAUUUGAUCCGUUAAUUAAAUUGCUUGCUUGGGGUUUUGUUUGGGAUUUUUCUGAUUCUAACAGAAGAACAAGACCCAUAUAUUUGAAAUGUCAAAUUGGAUUCUGGUCGGCUACUUUCAAGAAGUGAGCAAACAAUCAAAAGAUUUCCUAAAAGUAGGGGCUUUGUGGCGUUCAAGCGGAAGAGUAUGGGAAGGAGAACAUAUAAGAAACUAUUGUGAUAUGCGAAUAGCUUCCAUCGAAAGGGUGUUAUCUCUUCUGGAGUAGUCACUCUCUUCGGGCUUGGUGCAUUUAGAAAGGAGGACCAGUGUAUGUUUCAAUAUUCCAGCCUGUGCAAAUAAUAUUAGUUGCUGUCAUGGCUUUUGUAAUUCUUGGUGGUCAGUUGUACUCUGGAGGAACCUACAUUAUAGAGACGACAAUGUGAAGAUCUAUGAAAACGAGUUUAUAGGGUGGUUAAGACGUGAGGAAUUAGAUGAUGCAAUGUGGGAAUAUGUAAAUUUAUAUCCUGAAAGAGUAAUGGAAAGAGUCCCAUGUUGUUGGUGAGCGAUAGCCGAAAUUUGCUAGAGGAAUUUGAGGAAGUUGCUGCUCGUGCAGGAAGUGGAAGCUAGAAUUAUUGUAUUUGACACAGAGCUGAAGUUGUCUAGAUACUGUGGUUUUGAUAUUCCUCUUCUUAGGUGUCAUGUCCUUCAUGCCUAAAGGUCGUAAGGGAUUGAAAAAGAGAGGUAAAAUUUACAAGUGUAAGAGAAGAACUUCAUAUUCCUAUUUCUGGGACACGAAUGAGCAGGAUAGACAUCUACGCGACGCUGAAACAGCAUAGGAAACUCUGUUCUUGGUACAAAUGUCAAAAGUUCGUUGCACAUCGAACAUGAUCAUUGGCGACAAGUAUAUCCUUGCAGGACUGCGUAGAGACAUGAAGGGAGCAAAUCAUGAUGAAAACUUGGCUAAGUUGAAGCAAAGUCGGUGAACUGUGGUUGUAAUCCAAAGUGUAAAUAAAAAAUGGCUUAUGCGCUGGCUUCUCUGUUGCCAAAACUGGGUUCUUUGGGUACUUCGGAUCAUACUUCUGUUGUAUCCAUCAACCUUUUUGUGGCACUCCUUUGCGCUUGCAUCGUCAUUGGUCAUCUCUUGGAGGAGAACCGCUGGAUAAAUGAGUCCAUUACUGCUCUCAUAAUUGUGAGUGUCACUUCUUUUAUUAUUCUACAUAGGGUUAAGGCAUGUAAUGUAGGUGUAAAAAUAUCAAAAUUGAAUACAAGUAUCCAUGUUGCCUUGUGUUUUUAAUUUGAAUGGAAUUCAAAUUACCAGUUUGCUAUUUAUUUAUCUUACAUUCUUUGCAUUUAUUUUCAUGUUUUAUAAUCACAGGGUUUGGUUGUAGUACUAGUAGUCUUGCUUGUAAGCGGGGGAAUGAGCUUACACCUUCUGGUGUUCAGUGAAGAGCUCUUUUUCAUAUAUCUACUUCCUCCAAUCAUAUUUAAUGCAGGGUAAAUAUAUCAUUAUAUCUUCUGUUGUUGCUUUUUUUGCGUGCUUCAUUGCAUGUUUAGAUGGUUUGUCAAAAGCUUUCUUCUUUGUAUAUUUAAGUUUGCCUUCCAGAUGAUAUCUACUGACAAGGAGUCGUCCAAAACAAUUUAUGAUGUCUCUCUGUUAUGGAGUAUGAUCUGUUUAGUUAUGCUAUCCAAAUAGAUACCCGUCUAUAAGCAAUAGGGAAGGCUGCCAUUUAGGCCAGCUAAGUUAUCAUCAGUAUGGAGCAGUAGAGAUUGGCAAUUGUAACCUAAUAAUAUGGAGCAAGAUUAUUAUCAAUAAUUAAACUGGAAGCAUUACUUGGAUGAUGAGGAAGUUGAACACUGAUUCAUUGGGUGAAGAUGGUGUAAUAGUAGAAUCAAGGAUAUUUAUGCUGUUUGGAACAUCCCCGCAUCAGUUCCUGAAAAUUAUUUAGGAGCUUAUUGAUUUUCUGGCUAAAAAACAUUUCGUUUAAUCGAGUUACUAUGUUUCGUUGAUUGGUCAUUGUCAUUGGAUCAAAUUCACAUGAAGCUGUUAGUCUAUAAUUGGCUAAAUAGGACUAUGACUAACAACAACAUAAUGUUUAGUACAAGUUCAGAAAUAGAAUUUUUUGGCCUAAUGUUUUCUUUUUCCUUUUUCUAGAAAAAAAAAAAUGGUAGUAAAGUUUCCUUUUUUGUUUUGAAAUAAUUGCAAUUCUUUGUAUAAUUUUCUGCUGGUGUAAGUUUCAUGAGUACAUAAGUUUCAUUUCAACUUGUAUUGUUUCACAAAGUAAUUAUAAAUGUUUUUAAACUCAUACAGAGUCAGAUCUUUAUAUAACCGUUGUAUCUAUAAUAACAUUCCACUAUAACAAUGAGUCAUUACUAUGACACCUAUCAUUUAGUUGCUCCAUUUGCAUCUACGUGUAUACUUUUGCACAUAGCUCCCUCUUUCUUGCUACUUUGAUUUGGAGAUGUGUUUAUUCAAUUUUUACGGUCAUUAUUGCUGAAAAUGAUGAGAUCUCUUUAAAACUGAAAACGUAAACAGAGCAAUAUGAGUAAAAAUAACAGUGCAGCAUGUUCUAAAAAUUCAACCAGAAAUAGAAAUCAUUGAAGGUGGAGGGAAAUGAGCAAAUGCAAAUUUCUCACGAUUCAAGUUUAAAAGAAAUUAUCAAGCAUUCCGUCAACUUUCUGAGCAAAUUAUUUGUUGCUUACACUGAGCUCCUUUUCUAAAGAGCAAAGCAGACAAAGAUGCAGAUGUUAAGAGAAAAGGAGAAUUUUAAUGACCUGAAGGUGAAAUCAACAAGUAAAUUGUACAGGCUCACGCGACAUAUAAGAUCUCAAGAGGGAACUCAAAGAAAGCAGGGUUGAAAGGAAGCACAAAGAAGAGGGUCUUACAACAAUGGAGGCCACACCUCAGCUAAUUAGGACCACAAUGCAUCACACUUUUAUCAUUAUGUAAAUAAAAUACAUGUAGUUAUUGUGUAAAACUUUGCUUCUUAUCAAAUUUUUGUUUUACUUAAUUUUUAAUUACUCAAAAUGUCGUGCUUUUGGGCCUAUGUUGACACGGGUCUUGCACCUCUAGUCUAUAUAAUAGAAGCACCGGUUUCAAUCAGUGCUUCAUUGAUUACUA
This is a messenger RNA of Capsicum annuum, 6719 nucleotides long. Its product is annotated as pentatricopeptide repeat-containing protein At3g18020. The record is from RefSeq and is a predicted model, not a curated record. Gene Ontology annotation, molecular function: protein binding. Bases 250 to 2367 code for a protein of 705 amino acids. The transcript has 5 exons. NCBI's taxonomy places the organism in Eukaryota, Viridiplantae, Streptophyta, Magnoliopsida, Solanales, Solanaceae.